Molecule: messenger RNA, 369 nt
Organism: Microthlaspi erraticum
Lineage: Eukaryota; Viridiplantae; Streptophyta; Magnoliopsida; Brassicales; Brassicaceae
Source: the annotation of a GenBank genome assembly
AUGGCUUCAUCGAAAGCUUUCCAUACAUCAGCAACCGAGCACAUUCCUUUGUUGAUAUCCCAACAUGCCUUGUACAUGGCUAUAUGGGCCUUUGGAGCACCACCUCUCAUGGUCGAACCAGGUGCGACAUCGGGCAACUUCACCUUGGAAACGACAGAACCAGCGGCCAUUGAGGACACUUCAGUCCCGUGGCCGUUAUGGUCUCUAGGAGAUAGGUAUUCUUUAGUACUGUUGACGCUAUAUUCGAGAUCUCCGUUAAGACCGUCCACGAAGUACUUUGCUCCGAUGAUCUUUCUGUUGCAAUCUGCUGGAGAGAAUUGGUCCGCAGAUACGCAUUCUCCUUUCCAUUUUUUUGGUAUCGCUACGUAA